Cricetulus griseus (Chinese hamster) is the source of this 1953-nucleotide messenger RNA. NCBI's taxonomy places the organism in Eukaryota, Metazoa, Chordata, Mammalia, Rodentia, Cricetidae. The record is from RefSeq and is a predicted model, not a curated record.
CAUAAUUUGAGAGAUGGUGAACGAAUACAAGAAAAUUGUUCUUCUUUCAGGAUUACAGUCUAUCAGUGACUACCAUUUCAGAGUACUUAAGUCUUUACUGACCCCUGACCUACAACUGAAUAAGAAAAUGCAAGAUGAUUAUGAUAGAAUUAAGAUUGCUGACUUAAUGGAAGAAAAGUUCCAAAGUGAUGCUGGAUUGAGCAUACUGAUAGAACUGUUCCAAAAUAUUCCAGAACUUGGAGACCUUGUUCAUACACUUAGAAAGCAGAUGGAAAAAGUGAAAAAUAAAAACCAAAGAAAAGUCAAACAUGUUUCAAAAAGACCCAAGCAUGAUGAAUCCUGUACUUCUCACCUUAGCUCCAACACAAAGGAAGCUUUGAAAUUAGAACCAACUAUGAAGACGCCUUCAUUAGAGAAACAUAGAGACACAAUCACCAAAUCACCUGACAUCGUAACAGCACAGUCACUCCAGGGAAAGCAUAAACUUCCAGAGCUUUCAGCAACCAACAGAUGCCAGGCUGUGAGAGAGCCACAGACUCCUCGGGGGCUUCCAACAACAGCCUCCAGCAGCCUGCAAACUCCCCCAGAGCCUUCAACAUCUCGGGGUCCUUCAGCACCAUUUUCUACCAGUGGCCAGACUUCUCAGGUGUCUCCAGUGACUGCCUCCAGCAGUAUCCACACUGCUCAGGUAACUUCAACACGUUCAUAUAGUCACCAAGAUCCUCUGAAAUCUCCAAAAACAGCGUCCAGCAGUGUCCCAGCCCUUCAAGCAAGCCCAGCGACAGUGACCAGCAAUGCCCACACCCUUUCGACACCUCAAGCAGCAGGGUACAGAAGUUUCCAGGCUUCCCGGAUGACUCCAGCAACAAUGACCAGUGGUUAUAAGAGUCCCUGGGUGUCUGCACCAACAGUGUCUGGCAGUUACAAUACCCCUCAGGACACCCCAGCAACAAUGCCUAGCAGUUUUAAGUCUCCUCUACAGUCUGCAGCGACACAGCCCAGCAGCAGUAGUACUCCUCAGUGGUGUUCAGCGAAAGUACCGGGCAGUUCCUCUGCUACUUUGCUGUUUUCAGCAAUACCACUCAAGAAACCAAGACUGAAAACUAUACCAAAGCGACCUUCUGAGGAAGAUGGACACCAGGAAGGUCCCAAACAAGUGAUGGUAUUAAAAGCAACAGAACCAUUUACAUACGACAUGAGAGAAGACAAAACUAUGUUCCAUGCCACAGUGGCCACGGAGACUGAAUUCUUCAGAGUGAAGGUUUUUGACAAAGUCCUAAAGGAAAAGUUCAUCAUCAACAAUGUCAUUGUCAUCUCAGAUUAUAUUGGCCGCAAUGGUUUUCUAGAAAUACACAGCGCCUCCAGUGUAUCAGAGGUGAAUGGCAAAACUGUGAUGAAUAUCCCACCUUCACUGAGACAGAGAGCCAACGCAACUCCUAAAAUUAAUACCAUUUGUACACAAAGAGUAGGAACAUUUGUGAAUGGAGUAUUCGCAGUAUAUAGGAAAACAGUGAAGAAUGAAUUCAUUUACUAUGGAAUAGAAGAUAAAACAGGGAAGAUGGAAGUAGUGGUACACGGACAAUUUACCAAUAUGUACUGUGAGCCAGGGGAUAAACUUAGACUCUUCUGCUUUGAAUUGAGCACAAGUAUGGAUAAGUGGCAGCUGAGAUCCGGGAGACACAGUUACUUGCAGGUCAUCCAGGCUAGGAUGAGAGACCUGGAACCACCCAAUCCUUACUCACUUAUGGAAAAUCCCUACACUCCAAUUUAAGGACAACUGAACAACAUUGGCAAUGAUGUUUAUGGUAAUAAGAUUCAGCUACAGAAAAAAAUAUAUGCAGCACAUAGUGAAAAAUAUGUAUAAAAUAUGGCUCUUAAUUCUAGAGAAUAGUACUCUUUGACUUUGUUCUUUAUACAUUUUAGGUUCUCUGCAUUUCAUAUUCUCCACAUGCA